This is a messenger RNA of Zymoseptoria tritici IPO323, 1362 nucleotides long. RefSeq lists its product as uncharacterized. The transcript has 2 exons. The coding region runs from base 1 to 1362 and encodes 453 amino acids. The record is from RefSeq and is a predicted model, not a curated record. Lineage: Eukaryota; Fungi; Ascomycota; Dothideomycetes; Mycosphaerellales; Mycosphaerellaceae. Gene Ontology annotation, molecular function: FAD binding.
AUGCCACCCCCUCCUCCCCCUCGAAGAAUCCUGAUCGUCGGCGGCGGCCCAGCCGGCGCAGUAGCAGCCUACCACCUCGCCAAAUCCGGCCUCCAAGUGCUAAUCCUCGAACGCUCCCCCUCUCCCACCACCUCCACCACGCGGGGUCAAGGAAUCGACAUCACUGGCCCGGCGAUCUCCGUGAUCCGACGAAUGGAAUUGUACGACGUCGUGCGAGCGAAUUGUACCGGCGAGAAAGGCUUCUCCAUGCUCGACGACUCGGGAAAGGUCAUCGGGCGUCUUCCAGCGGCAGACCAAACAGAUGGAGGCAAAGGUGGACUCCAAUUGACGCAAGAACUGGAAAUCAUGCGCGGCAACAUAACCCGCAUCCUCGCGUCCGCCGCGCAAAGCCUUUCCUCGUCGCAGUCGUCGGCAGGUGAUGGAAAUGGAAAGGGAGGAGUAGAAUACCGCUACGGCUCGUGGUUAACCUCCCUCUCGCAAUCCUCCUCGUCCGUAACCGCCACGCUCAGCGACCUAGAUGGCGAAGAGACGACGGUGUCCUUCCUCGCCGUGAUUGGCGCCGACGGCAUGAACUCCACCGUCCGGCGGCUAGCUUUCAGUCCGGAAGUGACUAGGAAUUGCUACCGCCCUAUCGGAUCGCAAUGGACGGCAUUCUUCUCCAUCCCGGCGGAGGAGAGAGACGGGGAGGAUUCCGUGUUGCAGCAGGGAGUGGGAUGUCGGACGGUAUUAAUCCGGCCAAUCCAGGGGAGGAUGUGUUCCUGCUACCUCGUCAAAACAUCCCACUCCCCCGAACUAGCGAAGUCCGCCACCAAACCCCGCCAACAAGCCCUUCAAAAAGAAAUCUUCACCCGCCUCUUCGCCUCCUUCCCCGGCUCCCUCCGCUCCCGCGUCCUCUCCGGCCUCCGCACAACCUCCGACUUCUACGUCGCGCAAACCGCUCAAAUCCACCUCCCGACUUGGUCGUCCGGUCGAGUCGCCCUCGUUGGGGACGCGGCGUAUGCUCCCUCACCGGUGACGGGGCAGGGGACUGCGAUUGCGAUUGUGGGGGCGUAUAUUUUGGCGGGGGAGAUGGCGAAGACGCCAGAGGAUGUGGAAGGUGCGUUUGAGAGGUAUGAGACUGUGUUCAGGGGGUAUGUGGAAAAGGCGCAGAGGAUUCCUGGUGGAGCGAGGAUUCCAAGGCUGGUGAAUCCGGAGACGAGGUGGGGGAUUGAGGUUUUGCGGUGGGUUUUUUGGGUUGUUGCGACGACGAAGGUUUAUCGAUUGUUUGGAGGGUGGGGAGGGGGAAAGAAGGAGGGGUGGAGGUUGCCGGAGUAUGACUUCGCAGCUGUGGGCCAUACAUCGGAGGAGCAGGAAACAACAUGA